GUAUGUUUGCCGUUUGAAGCAAUCCUGGAGCACACGAUCAGCAGCAUCUGAAGGGGGUGGGGGCAGAAUUUCCUUCCAGGGAGCGCGUGAGGGGCAUUCUCAACGGAAAACCAGACCAAAAGAGUAGUGACCAACCCUCCUCGGAUUACUCUCCACUGGCUCCUCCCUUUCUCCCCCCACCUCCAGAUUUGCAUAAAAAAGGCCAAGAAAACUCUGGCUGGGCCCCAGCAGCGGCUCACUCUGCUCCCCCGGGUCGGAGCCCCCCGGAGCUGAGCUCGGGCUUGCCGCGCGAAGCGGAGCGGACCGCGUCUCUCCCGCGCAGUCCUCCCCGCGCCCGGCGUCUCGGCGCUCCCGUCGCCUGGCCGCCGGUUUUCCAGGCCCCCGAGCCGCGCCGAGCAGAGCAAGCCGGCCGGGACGAGCUCAGCCCCGUCUGCCUCCCGCUUCCCCGGCUCCGCUCUCCGCCCCGCGAGGGUCGCGCGCCCACGAUGCCGCAGGGCCCUGGCUCGCUGCUGCUGCUCGUCCUCGCCUCGCACUGCUGCUUGGGCUCGGCGCGUGGGCUCUUCUUCGGCCAGCCCGACUUCUCCUACAAGCGCAGCAACUGCAAGCCCAUCCCGGCCAACCUGCAGCUGUGCCACGGCAUAGAGUACCAGAACAUGCGGCUGCCCAACCUGCUGGGCCACGAGACCAUGAAGGAGGUGCUGGAGCAGGCGGGCGCCUGGAUCCCGCUGGUCAUGAAGCAGUGCCACCCCGACACCAAGAAGUUCCUGUGCUCGCUCUUCGCCCCUGUCUGCCUCGAUGACCUGGACGAAACCAUUCAGCCGUGCCACUCUCUCUGCGUGCAGGUGAAGGACCGCUGCGCUCCAGUCAUGUCCGCCUUCGGCUUCCCCUGGCCGGACAUGCUCGAGUGCGACCGUUUCCCCCAGGACAACGACCUCUGCAUACCUCUCGCUAGCAGCGACCACCUUCUGCCUGCCACCGAGGAAGCUCCAAAGGUAUGUGAAGCCUGCAAAAAUAAAAAUGAGGAUGACAACGACAUAAUGGAAACUCUUUGUAAAAAUGAUUUCGCACUGAAAAUAAAAGUGAAGGAGAUAACCUACAUCAACAGAGAUACCAAAAUCAUCCUGGAGACCAAGAGCAAGACCAUUUACAAGCUGAAUGGUGUGUCUGAAAGGGACCUGAAGAAAUCAGUGCUGUGGCUCAAAGACAGCCUGCAGUGCACCUGCGAAGAGAUGAAUGACAUCAAUGCGCCCUAUCUGGUCAUGGGACAGAAACUGGGUGGGGAGCUGGUGAUCACCUCCGUGAAGCGGUGGCAGAAGGGGCAGAGAGAGUUCAAGCGCAUCUCCCGCAGCAUCCGCAAGCUGCAGUGCUAGUCGGCCCCCCAGGCCACUCCAGGGCCAGGCGGACCAUUUCCGCUCUGGGUCCUCAGCUCUCAUUUCCCAAGCACAGGCCCUGCGGCUCCAGCCGCCAGCCUGGAGCAGCUUCCCUUGCCUUUUGCACGUCUGCACCCCCAGCAUCUCCUGACUUAUAGGGCCUUAGGAGGCCUCAGGCACGAAUAGCUGUUUUCACAUACAGGAAAAACCCACCCAGAUCUUGUAGAGAUGUUCAAACUAAUAAAAUCAUGAAUAUUUUUAUGAAGUUUUUAAAAUAGCUCACUUUAGUUUUGAUUAGGUACAACUGUGACUUGGGUCUGAUCGUUUUGUUUUUCUGUUUGGUUUGGGUCAACUGACUUUCACUUUCAGCUGAGGUUGCUGUAACGUGCAAAUGGCUUCAUUUUCCUACCUGGCCCAAACUUUUGUGGGUCACAAACCUCGUUGAGAUAAAGCUGGCUGUUAUCUCGACAUCUCUCCGCUCCAGCCUGAGACUCAGAGCCUAAGUCUUAUAAUAAUUCACCUGUCAUUUUACACCCUCCUUGGGGACUUACCACAGUAGCAUGUACUGCAUUUCUGGGUAGAGUACUUCCAUUUAUCAAAAGCACAUUAACCAUCAUAGCAUGAGUUCUUCGAAUAAAGGGCAAAACAGAUUCUAUAAUUGACCUGAGUACUUUAAGCUUUGUUUAAAACAUUUUUUUACUUAAUUUUGCAAAUUAAACCAUUGUAGCUUACCUGUAAUAUACAUAGUAGUUGACCUUUAAAAGUUGUAAAAAUAUUGCUUUAACCAACACUGUAAAUAUUUCAGAUAAACAUUAUAUUCUUGUAUAUAAACUUUACAUCCUGUUUUACCUAC
This is a messenger RNA of Zalophus californianus (California sea lion), 2223 nucleotides long. It is a transcript of the gene SFRP2, whose product is annotated as secreted frizzled related protein 2. The transcript has 3 exons. Gene Ontology annotation, biological process: negative regulation of canonical Wnt signaling pathway; canonical Wnt signaling pathway; non-canonical Wnt signaling pathway. Gene Ontology annotation, molecular function: Wnt-protein binding. Lineage: Eukaryota; Metazoa; Chordata; Mammalia; Carnivora; Otariidae. The record is from RefSeq and is a predicted model, not a curated record. The coding region runs from base 486 to 1370 and encodes 294 amino acids.